Molecule: messenger RNA, 1698 nt
Organism: Penicillium waksmanii
Lineage: Eukaryota; Fungi; Ascomycota; Eurotiomycetes; Eurotiales; Aspergillaceae
Product: putative C6 transcription factor (AmyR)
Exons: 3
Coding region: 1-1698 (565 amino acids)
Biological process (GO): DNA-templated transcription
Molecular function (GO): zinc ion binding; DNA binding
Source: RefSeq, a predicted model, not a curated record
AUGUCUUGCGCCGAAAAGGCCCCAAAUUCCGAACGCUGUACCCUCUCGCCCCCGUUCAUCCCCUUUCGGCCCGAAGCGAUACCCCCCCGAGAUCAAUUCUAUGCCGACCAGGACAAUUUUCCCGAUCCUUCCGUCUUUAGACUGAGUUCGCCUGCUUCGCCAGCAUUUGCAAUCUCCGAUGCGCACUACGCUUCAUCUCAGGAUGCCUCCGAAACACUCUCCCAACUCCCGCCUCCGGAGCUGGUCUCCUCUCCGGACUCGACGGAUUCAACAGCGGAAUGGGCGAAUAGCCAGGCACUCCCGCGUUCGCCCCGCUUGACGCCGCAGAUUCUUUUGGCGCAUGUGAAUGUUUAUUUGAAGUACUUGUUUCCCAUCAUGCCCGUCGUUCGGGGAGAAGAGUUGCGCCGCGACAGUCACCAGCCAGAGCUACUCUCUCCGCACCGGUACGCUUUCCUGGCAUCACUGUGUGCGGCGACCCAUAUUCAAUUGAAGCUUGAUGGAGCCACACCGGUUCCGGAUCCUAUUCGCCUGCAAAGUCUAGGCGAUGGCCAUUCCCUCGUCUCCGGGGAGAAAUUAUUGGCGGAGGCCGUGCGGGCGCGACGCGAAUGUGACAUCGUGGAAGAGAUCAGUAUUGAGAACCUUCUCACGUCCUUCUUUCUUUUUGCCUCCUACGGAAACCUCGACAAGCAAAGCCAAGCCUGGUUUUAUCUAUGCCAGGCUACUUCGAUGGUAUUUACAUUGGGUUUAAAUCGCGAGUCAAGAUACGCAGAGUAUCCGCCAGAAGAGGCCGAGGAAAGGCGACGAGUCUUCUGGCUUUUAUUUAUAACAGAAAGGGGCUACGCGCUUCAGCAGUCUAGGCCUGUCAUGCUUCGCAGUUCGAUCCACAAACCGCAGGUCCUGUGCUCGGAAGAUCCAAUUCUAGCAUACGGCUUUAUCAACUUGAUCAAUAUUUUUGAGAAGCUCACGGCUAAUCUCUACGACUGGCUUGCCGCUGGAGGGAGUGAUGGACUGGUCGAGAGACCACCGACAUCCGUUAUCCAGUCCAGUCUUUGCAAGCCCAUAUCACUGGAGGGUGUUCUCGAAAUUCAACAAGUGGAUAUCUUGAUUACACAACAAUGGUUACAAUCUAUGAUGUGGAAGCUAUCCAUGAACCAUGCAACCCAACCAGGCUCGCGUGACGACUCGGUAUUGCCUUUUCAUCUCCCGGUAUUGGUCGGAAAAGCCGUGAUGAGCGUGAUUGGAUCUGCAUCUCAAGGUGCAGUAGAUGCGCAUGGGAUCGGAAUGGAGCAAAAACUCUUCGACAUGGGCUCGUCAGUCGCCGACGUGACCCGAUCACUUGGCUCGAAAGCUGUCGAUCGGCUUUCCGAGUCGACGAUCGAUCCCCGGGAGCUACUUUGGGGUAUACUUCACACGCUGUCGCAGAUCCGUGGCUCGCCAUCUUAUUUGUUUCCGGACUUACUAGACCGCUGCAAGACGGUGUUAGGUUUGGAUUGCACAAUCACUACUGGCAAUUUUCUUCCUACUCUUGGCGCUGCCACGCCUGAUCAGCUAAGUGCAUGGGCUGUUGGGCAUGGAUGGGAUUCAUUCGCAAACAGGGACUUACAGGAUGAAGCCGAUUGCAAGCGAAUCGAGACUAUUACUAUGUCUGGGAUGCCCCAAGGAGCCGAAAUUGAUUACCAAGAUUGUCUGCUUUCCUAA